GACUUGCCGUUCUGUAAUUAUACACGAGUUGGGGAGCCAGGCGCGAGGAGCCAGGAAUCAGGCCAGAAGUCAAGUGUCAGCAUUCAGGGGCCACGAGCCAGGACAAAAGGACCAACAAGUUGCCAACCCAACCCAACCAAACCCGAUUCCAUUCAAUUCUCGACUGCCCGGCACUCCGGCAGCCCGGACGUGAAAAGCAACAAAACGGCAGCCGUGGAUUCGAACACGCGGCGCAGCUCAGCCACUGUGAAAGCGACGUCGGCGCCCCCACAGCCGCCCACCACGUCGCUGACAAUUUGCCAACCGCCCCCGCCCACCCCGCCCUACCAGCGGCUAACCAAAGCGCUGCAAUGCGAUCCGCGCUGCGGCCACGAGGUAACCAUCGGCCGGCGCAUCGGCCUCUACAGAUUUUGUGGCGACAUCGGACGCGGCAACUUCUCGAAAGUCAAGCUCGCCGUCCACCAACUCACGCGUGACAAAGUGGCCAUUAAGGUGGUGGACCUGGAUCGGGCCGGUCUAGAUGCCAAGGCACUUCGCAUGCUGUCCAGUGAAAUAGCCACUCUCGAGUGUGUUCAUCAUCCAAAUAUACUGAGGCUUUUUGAGGUGGUUGAGACUUUGGGGAGGGUCUAUCUGGUCACCGAGUGGAUACGCGGAGGGGAACUUUAUAAUCACAUUACCCAAGGAGGACCUCUGAGGGAGAUUCAUGCGGCUCCUUUGUUUAAACAGCUACUGCUGGCCGUUAAACAUAUGCACAGCCUGGGCUAUGUUCAUCGAGACAUCAAGGCCGAAAAUGUUCUACUCCUCUCGGAAGAUCGCCUGAAGCUAGCCGAUUUCGGUUUCAGUACACAACUUAUCAAUGGUGCCAAUCAGAAGCUCGACACUUUUUGCGGCUCGCCUCCGUACGCCGCGCCGGAACUCUUCUCCGAUGACCAUUAUAUUGGAGCGCCGGUGGAUGUAUGGGCCCUGGGCAUUUUGCUGUAUUUCAUGGUGGUUGGCAACAUGCCGUUCCGAGCCCCCACCAUUCCCGGCCUCAAAGCAGCCAUUCUCAAGGGCGACUACCUGCUGCCCGGGCAGCUCAGCUUGCCCUGCAUAAGACUUAUACAACGCAUCUUGAUCCACAUCCCCGCCCAGAGGCCCACCAUCGACGACAUGCUUAACAGCCAGUUCGUAACCUGUCCCAAGCUGAGCGCCGACCUGAUGCAGUGGGAGAUCAACCAGCACAGCAAGCCCGCCAAGCGCUCCAUCUUCUGGGUGCGGAGCAAGUCACAUCGUCUGAGGAAGACCGCCUCGCUUAGGGAUCGGUACGCCGAGGUGGUGAAGAAGCCAGCCAUAAGUAUGAACACCCGCCAGCAGGACGAGAUGUUUGUCCAGAAUUUCCUUCAACCAAUUGAGCUGAAUCACGAGCUUAUGCUCCAGGGAUCCGGUCAGUUGAAGGACACAGCCCAGCAGUCAGCGGAGCAGGCCAAGCGACCCACCAGACGCUAUUUGCUCUGCGGUAGUCUCAAGAAGAAGGUCACACCCAUGGAAACCGAGCCGGAGAAACAGUUGCCCAACGGUGGGUCGGCCAAGAUUAAUCCGUGGAACGUGGAGGUGGCCGACGACUGUCCACUCUUCAAGAACUAUGACGCGGAGACGGGCAGCUGCAUCAUGUUGCCCACGAACACGGAGGAUCUCAGUCAGCUGGGCGCCCUCGAAUUUGAGGCCCGGCAAAUUUUGGCAGAUUUCGGUCUCACAUCCGAAAUGCUGAUCAACUCGAGGCAGAGUGGACCCCGCUCCGACAUCAUUGGCGCCUAUCGGAUUGUGGUCAACCGACUGCAGAAGCAAUCCUGGCUGGCACGCAAGCACGUGGAGAUGGCCCUGCACAUGGAGCCCAAGGCGGAGAAGCGAGUGGAACGCUCGUGUUGCAUACUUUAAGUGAAUUAGUCUUUCAGGAUCCGGUUCCAAGUCCGCGGAUAGUUGUUGAAUGUUUAUAUUACUCACUUGGUUCUAGCGGGUCCUAGGAUAUCCCUUUGAAAGGAAAGGCAGACUUUGGUUUCUAAAGGCGCCUCAAUAAGUCAGGCUCUCAAAAAUGUUAAGUUAGACAAAUGUUUCUUAAAGGACACCGAAGAAGAUUAUAAUAGAAAAAUAAUAAAGAAGCUUGAAGAAGUUUUUAAAAAGAAUUUGAAAUGGCUAAAAAUAACCAAAUAGAUGAUCCAAAAAAAAGGACAUCCAAACAUUGUUAGCCAAGUUUGCCUUUCCGAAGGGAUCAAGCCAGGACACCGCAGGAUAAACCCAAUUAGUGUCAAUUUGCCAACUGCAUAGGCGCGAUUUUGCUGUUAACGUAGUUUCCAAAACAUUUCCUCCUUGGUUACUCACUCGAGAAGUUCCUUAUUUUGUGUGGAUUGAGUUUGUCCAACUGUUGAGUCCAGAUACGGAUAGCGAAGUUAAUAUAUAUACAUACAUAUAUAUAGAGAUAUAUACAUAUAGUCCAAGUAUUAUGUAUUUAGUUGUUGGUCCAUUUUUGAACAUAUACAGACGAAUUAUACGAAAACGAAUAUGAAACAUUAUGAAUACGUAUUACGUACAUACAUAUAUACACACUUAGCAAGAAAGCGAUAGAUCGAUCGAGUUUUAAAUGUAUAACGUUGCAUAAAAAUGUUUAAUUGAUCAUCAAAAAGCUUGUGGGUCUGUCUGUAUGUCCGUCUCUUAGUCGUCUUGUGUGUGUUUUUUGCCCAAUUGUCUCCCGUGGAGUCAAUCGCGUACAAUAAAGCAGCAUUAUGAAUCGCAAUUGCAUUCGUACAAAUCGUAAA
Molecule: messenger RNA, 2789 nt
Organism: Drosophila ananassae
Lineage: Eukaryota; Metazoa; Arthropoda; Insecta; Diptera; Drosophilidae
Product: CBL-interacting protein kinase 15
Exons: 7
Coding region: 538-1914 (458 amino acids)
Biological process (GO): protein phosphorylation; intracellular signal transduction; microtubule cytoskeleton organization
Cellular component (GO): cytoplasm
Molecular function (GO): tau-protein kinase activity; ATP binding; protein serine/threonine kinase activity
Source: RefSeq, a predicted model, not a curated record